UCCGUGCUGGCGAGCCACGUGCCGGGAUCUUACAGGAUAAAUAUAUAGUUUAUGACUGAAGGUCUUUAUUCAAGGUGUCAUCUACUUCUGAUGGGAUGAUGUCGUGAUUUAUGUGUGUGUGUGUGUGUGUGUGUCGCACAUUGGGUUCAUCAUUGAAUGUGCAUCUUUAAGUUUCAUGCAAGCCGUGGAUUGAACUUACCUCAACGGUUUGUCACAAUUGUGUGUGGGUUUGAAGACAGUGAGAUGGGGAUAAAGGUAUUCAGUACAAAUGUAUGCUCAAUCUUGCCAAGAAUAAAGGACUGUGUUAUUGUUUGAUGUGUCCUCUCUGUUUUUUCCAUGUGCUAGCAUUAUAUAAUUAGUGCAUUAACUUUAAUCUUAGGGUUUUAUUAUUGUUCAUGAUUCAUUGUAAGAUAGAUUAAUCGAUUAUGCUAUUGGUAAGCUCCGUCGAUUUAAAAAAAAAAAAAGAGGUUUAGGCGGAGUUGGGUUGGGGGAGGGGGGGGGAAUACCAAAUCACUCACGCAUCAUAGCGGGGAAAGACUUGCUGUUGUUUAAAUGUUGUUUUAAAAUCUUGUAGAUUUAAAAAAAAAAGAAAGAAAGAAAGACUUCAACUUUAAACGUCAACUGCCGUCAAACAGGAAAUAAAUUCACGAGUGUGGCGCCGGGUCCCCCUUAACUCCAAACAAUAAUGCGGUGGGAUAGUGACCCACCUGCUCAGGGAUCUGAUUGAUUGACAUCAUUGACCUGCAGGAGGCCGAGCCUGGUGGGUUGAACAUUGUGACCAACGUUAUUCACCUAAAUAGCACGGUGUGCUCUACACAUCUAAUCUAUUGAUUCAUGGCUGUGUGUCUGGAUGUGUCCUUGUUAUUGUUGUAUAAGUACCCGUGUGUUAGACCAGGUUGCCUGACCGUAUGUUUGUAUUUGUAAGAAGGAGUGCUGUGUAAAAUUAUCCAUUAUCUCUUUGAUCAGACCGCCUGACUGCGUGUCGCCGUAUGUUGCGUUAUCCAUUAUCUCUUUGAUCAGACCGCCUGACUGCGUGUCGCCGUAUGUUGCGUUAUCCAUUAUCUCUUUGAUCAGACCGCCUGACUGCGUGUCGCCGUAUGUUGCGUUAUCCAUUAUCUCUUUGAUCAGACCGCCUGACUGCGUGUCGCCGUAUGUUGCGCGUGUCGCCGUAUGUUGCGUUAUCCAUUAUCUCUUUGAUCAGACCGCCUGACUGCGUGUCGCCGUAUGUUGCGUUAUCCAUUAUCUCUUUGAUCAGACCGCCUGACUGCGUGUCGCCGUAUGUUGCGCAUGACUCAGUUUAUUGAGUAAAACUUAGGUGUUGUUUUUUUUAAUAACCUGUUUAUGACUAAACGGCUUACGUUGAAUCAAUUAACAUCUCUUCAUCGGUUCUCUUGUCAACUACUGGACAUCCACUACCCUGCAUCCACUUGCACUCGAAUGAUAAAUUUAAAACAAAAACUAAAUGUGUUCAAGAAAUUCCUUUCUUGUUCAAUGAACAAAAUUACGCAAAAUGUUUAAACUAAAAAUGUUUGAGUGCAAAAAUACAUAUUAAAAUAUUCUUAUUCUUCUUAACAUGCGUCAUUCCACACACACAAAAAAAAGAGAAAAAAGCAAGAGUCAGUUCAAGAGAUCUAAUGCCCCUUGUAUGUUCGUUAUGACCCUUGUAUGUGCGUUAUGCCCCUUGUAUGUGGUUUGUCCUACUCUUUACGUCUAACUGCACUUCUUCCAAUUCCUAAAACUUUUUCUGAUUGUUUCAUCAAAGCGUUUCCAUGGUGGACCAUGGUUUACUUCCUUGAUUCCAGGAGAGAACAACGCAUUAUUAUGUCUGUGUGUCUUUUUAUUAUGUCUGUGUGUCUUUUGAUUGCUCAUUUAAUGGCGUGUAAUUUCUAUUUCCUAACAUAUUUAUUUGCUGUCGAUAAAUCACCGCAGUCAAUUCAUAUUUAGUUCUCCGUUGUUAGAGCUCUGUGUCCGUUUCUGUAACCCUACUUCCAGCUACAAAAUGAAAUCUCUAAAGUUGGUUGUUGUUGUUUUGUUUUUUUUUACUGUGAUCUGAUACUUGUUAUGCUUCUCUUCGUCUUGUCUUCUGAUGAAGGCUCCAAGCCGAAACGUCCAAAUCUUUUGUCCUGUCCAUGAAUUCAAGUCUAGCAGACCUUGUUAUUAUAUUUCGUUUACACAACUUUAAUCUAGUCCAUCAAUUAUUAUGUGUUUCACAACCAUUUACUGAAGUAGUGGCGCAUCAUAUUUAGUGUACGGUUUUUUGUUAAUGUUAUGUUUCUAGACAUCUCUAUUCUAUCAUUGUAUUGUGACGAACGCCCCUCUAGUUUGCUACAUCGCGGCAUUGAUACCCGCAUCGUUGAAAUAGUUCAGCAUAUUAAAUUAGCUCUCUUCAUUAGACAGAAGUCCCCUGUCACAAGGCGGUGAGUUGCCAUAUUAAAUACUUAGGAGUCGUCACGUUUACAGAAGACUCCUACAAUACAUUGAAUCUUCUGACAUAAGUCUUCAGCUGCUUAAGCUUUGAAAUUCAACUAGAAAUUCUUUGCACUAUGAUAAAAAAAAAAACUAAACUUUUACAUUCAACGUUUCACCAAUAUAAUGUGUUGAAAACAUUUUUUGCAGAUUUAAAUUGACAUCUUUUCUUUGAUAUCAAUCUCAGGCUCCCACUCCGCAAAAAGAGAGCGGACCAACAACCCAACAGCUGAGUGAGCCACUGUUUACAUAGGAGAUCAUCUCCUCACCAACUAAAAUGGCCAAAGACAUUUCCAAAAGGAGGCAAGUCAGCCAUUUUCAGACCAUUCGAGAAGAUCCGGGUCACGAGAUCAGUAAGAAACCCAACAAAAAUGAAGACUCCCAUUACGCAGCGGCGAGUCAAAAAGAGGCUUACGUUACCGUUAGUGGUGGCUCGGGCCCCGCGCGCGCCCCCGUUCACGCGGAAGCCAAAUAUGGGGCGCACAGAUCGGUUGUGGUGAAGAAAUGCCAGACCGCCAAGGUGGAGGCAAGUCCUCCCGCGAAAACAUGUGGAGCUCCUGCUCAGGUGCAUCCUGGUCUACGUCACGUGGCUGUUCAUUCUAAGAACGUGAACCCGACCAGGGCUCCAACCAAAACUAGAUCAGGGGUCAAGGAUGGAGCCAAAUUAGACGUUCACGCGCUCAAGAAAACAGACCCAGCUAAACAAGUCAUCCUAACAAGAGAAGAUCACGUGACGGAUGCUGCCCACGUGAACCCGGCCUUUGAAGAUGAUGAUGGCUUCCAAGGCAUGAGUUUAGGCCGAGAGGAUUUUACGCAUAAAUCGAGUCUGACUUGGGGCGAACACUCUGUGAGAGAUACAGUUCCCCAGGGGCAGAUGAUAUCAGCCUUGCAGACGCCGAGAGACGUGAAGGUGAAAAACUCCCCCGAGCAUGCACACCAAAAGUACAAGGACCCAGCCGCGGAGCUCAGCGAGAUCGUCCGCUACAAAGAUAUCAACUACGGUGCGUGCUACACAGUUCAACACAUACAGCCCAGUUCAGAAUUUGGAAUGGUCGACGUCAGAGUUCAGAACGCGGACACUGAUCCCUCACUGGGACAACUCCCCGGAUUACAGCAACACAUUUUAAAGGACUCCUCGAACAACAAGCUGCGGAAGCUGCAUAAUGGUGAGCGGCUUGAGUUGGAGAUUCGGGAUAACUUCAAUCCAGAUCAAGCGACGUUUGAAGCAAAGCCCCGCGAACACGACACGGCUUCCACAAGGACGCCGCGUCACAUCCAGUUUUUAGAAGAAAACAGAUUCACCCAGCCCGUCAAACUGCGACAGCUGCCAACCGUCCGGAGUAAAGGCGGCUCCGAAGAAGACCGGCCGAGUCGGCCUCACAGUCGAAGUUUAUCGUUGACGCCGUAUUUCGAUCCGGAGGGCGAGUUCAGAAAGGCGCUUCAGGCGUCCUCGCAGUCCGUUGGAAGAUCUCAGUCCAUGAGGGUGUCGUCCACGUCAGAGUUGAACAAAGACAAGCCCAAGAAGCUGCUUCGCGAGCUGAGCUUUUCCGAUGCGGACGCAACCGCUGGGAGAAACUAUGGCGCCCUGAGAGGGAGGCAUGCGAUACCUAGGAGGCAGUGCAGGAAGGAUUCAUCCAGCGAGGAUGAUGUGAUCAAAGAAGGUUGGUCUGAUAUUUAAAAUGGGUAAAUGUAUGAGACGAUUGUCAAGGUAUAUGACAUCAAACUGAUACUAUGAAAUACUUCAAUUUUAAGUUAAGUAUUUUUCUAAAAAUAUUAUUGAUCAAAAGAAAUGGAAAUGUGUUUUGAUUACUUUGUACAUAUUCAAAAAUAAAUCAUUUUUUAAAAUUAAUUUUAAAAAAAAAAUUAAUGAAUCAGAAUGGAAAAAAAACAACAGAACAAUUCAUUUAUAGCUGAUGGAUAAACAUUCUGAUUGAGAGUAAACUUUUUUUUUCCACUAGAAAGAUUUACAUUACGAUUUAUUUAAAAAAAGAAAAGAACAAAAGAAACUAAGUCCUUUGGAGGAUUUAAAUUAAAGUAACAACAUCAUCAAAAUUGGUGGAGUUUACACAGUAGGCAGUAGAAAUUAGGAAGUAGGAAGAAGGCAGUAGAAAUUAGGCAGUAGGAAGAAGGAAGUAGGAAGUAGGCAGUAGAAAUUAGGCAGUAGGAAGUAGGCAGUAGAAAUUAGGCAGUAGGAAGUAGGCAGUAGAAAUUAGGCAGUAGGAAGUAGGCAGUAGAAAUUAGGCAGUAGGAAGUAGGCAGUAGAAAUUAGGCAGUAAGAAGUAGGCAGUAGGAAGCAGGAAGUAUAAAUUAGGCAGUAGGAAGUAGGAAGUAGGCAGUAGGAAGUAGGCAGUAGGAAGUAGGCAAUAGGAAGUAGGCAGUAGGAAGUAGGCAGUAGGAAGUAGGCAGUAGGAAGCAGGCAGUAUAAAUUAGGCAGUAAGAAGUAGGCAGUAGGAAGCAGGAAGUAUAAAUUAGGCAGUAGGAAGCAGGCAGUAUAAAUUAGGCAGUAGGACGUAGGCAGUAUGAAGUAGGCAGUAGGAAGUGGGCGGUAUAAACUAGGUAGUAAGAAAUAGGCAGUAGGAAGUAGGCAGUAGGAAGUAGGCAGUAGGAAGUAGGCAGUAUGAAGUAGGCAGUAGGAAGUAGGCAGUAUGAAGUAGGCAGUAGAAAGAAGGAAGAAGGAAGUAGGCAGUAGGCAGGAGGCAGUCCGCGUUGGUGAGAAGGAGGAGCAAAUAAAAAAUUAAAAAAAGACAGCGGGAAGCAUUAGAGCCAAACUCUUUUAUUGAACAAAACAACAACAACAAAAUACGAACGUUAAAGAGGAAGAAACACAAUCAGAUUGCUUAACUGGCUGAUGACAUUCUGAUUUGGUUGAAAUCUUUAAGUUUAAAGAAGAAAAUGAUAGGAUUUGCGUUUGUGUGUGCGUGCGUGUGUGUCUGUGUGUGCGUGCUCCAUAUUAAAUCGUUAAAAUAAACGUGAUUUCUUUGGUUUUAUUAAAAUGUUUAAUACAUUAAAUUGAAAGAAAUAACUGGGGGGGGGGGGACGACGACAAACAAACAUUCACAAGACCAAGCCCCGUAACUCACAAGUUACCCAUCGUGCUUAGGAGAAGAAAAGAUUUUUGGAAGCCCUUUUUACUACCUAAUGUUUUUGUGUGUGUAGAAACUGACCAAUCAAAUGAUGCCACGGCAGACCUCAAAGUUCAUCUCCUCAAACUCAUGCAAGAGCUCCUGGUUCGUGGCAAGGUCCAGCAGGUUGCCAUCUUGGAACAGGACAGCGGCAAGGUGCUGGUGUCCUUGCCGCCCUGGACGUUGUCUGACCAGGACUCCGUCGGUCUGGUCAAGGCCGUCUCGCACAGCCAAGAGAUCAUGCUGAAGCUGACCAUCGGGCGCGAGGUGAGUUGGGUGGGUUGUUAUCUGGAAACGCUCGUGGUCGUUCACGGAAGAGAAUGUUCUCUUCUCUAAAGCUAGGUCCAGCGCGAGGGUGGAGUGUGCAUGUGCGUGUGUGUGUGGGGGGGGUGGGGGUGGGGUCGGCAGUGAACAAGGCACGUGACAUCCCCCCAAAAACACACUUAAUAGGUUUACAAGAAAAUAAAAGUAUAACGACCUCCCUCCCCCCCCCACACACACACACACCCGCAAACACAGAUAUUGAGUCUAAUGUCUGCAGCCAUACGAAUGUCUGCCUUGUGCAUACAUCUGUUAAAGUAACCGAUUCAGUUAUUAAAGGGGCCGUCCAUAAGAUACGUUACGCAAAGGAAAAGAAUGUGGGGUGAGGUGGGGUCUAAGAAAUUGUGACAGUUUGUGACACGGGCGGGAUUCUGACAGAAGAGGGCGUCACUCAUACAAAUUUAUAGUUUAAUAGUCAAGUGUGUUGUAGUUUAAAUUUUAAUUAGUUUUUAAUUUUUUUUUGUAAACAUUUUUUAAUUUCAAAAGUGUGGCAUACUUUAAAAAGGUGGGGAAAAGGGGGGGGGGGUUGAGAUUGGAGACAUAUUGGGAUAGGGGGGGGGGGGGGGGAAAAAUUGCCCAAAAAAUAGCGUGACGUACUUUAUGAACGGCCCCCUAGCGGGAUUUCAAAAGAUGAAUUCUGACAGAAGAGGGCGUCACUCAUACAAAUUUAUAGUUUAAUAGUCAAGUGUGUUGUAGUUUAAAUUUUAAUUAGUUUUUAAUUUUUUUUGUAAACAUUUUUUAAUUUCAAAAGUGUGGCAUACUUUAAAAAGGUGGGGAAAAGGGGGGGGGGGUUGAGAUUGGAGACAUAUUGUGAUAGUGGGGAGGGAGGGGUAAAAAUUGCCCAAAAAAUAGCGUGACGUACUUUAUGAACGGCCCCAUAGCUGGAUUUCAAAUGGAAGAUAUUGGACGCCGUAGCCAAUGAAACAAAACGUCCAACAUGCACACGCUAAAGAGCUGCCCGCAACCCCACCUUUUCCGCUCGCUCAACUGAUUUUUGGUGUGGGCGUGUUUUUUCAUGCAAAAGGGGGAAAUGGGAAAAGUUGUGGGGGAAAAAAAACGAAGGCUAAUCCUAUUUCCUGUCUUCUUUAUAAUAUGAUGACAAAGGCCUAAAAUCAAAGUCUUCGUAUCUUUUUAUUUUCACCACAGAUUUUCAUUAAAAAAUGUGUAAGUUUAAUGAGAGUGUAGAUACCAAAUACAUAUGUUUAACAUUUCAACCUCUCCCCCCCCCCCACCCCUGGGGGUCUAACCUCGCAGGUGUUCACGUGUUUCAAGCAUGGCCGGAACAAAAUGGUCGGACGUCACGGCGAUAAGGUGUUGGUGGCCCAAGAGACGAACACGUGCGUCGUGGUUGGGUUGGCAGACGACGACACACCUGGCUCGUGUCUGUACGAAGUGACUGAGCUCUCGCACGCGCUGAUGGACAAGGACUGGUGACGGGGGUGGUCAGGACGACAUGUGGUGUUGAUGGCUUAUUAUAUGAUCUAUGGGUUACCCAGCAGAAGUUGUGUAUUAAUGGUUGUUAUUAUGGUUGGCUUGUUAUAGUUUAUGGGUCGCCUAUUAGAGGUCAUGUGACAGUGAAUAGAAAGAAAUAAACGUUAUUACAC
This is a messenger RNA of Lymnaea stagnalis (great pond snail), 7513 nucleotides long. Lineage: Eukaryota; Metazoa; Mollusca; Gastropoda; Lymnaeidae. The record is from the annotation of a GenBank genome assembly.